Molecule: messenger RNA, 2533 nt
Organism: Malania oleifera
Lineage: Eukaryota; Viridiplantae; Streptophyta; Magnoliopsida; Santalales; Ximeniaceae
Product: formate--tetrahydrofolate ligase
Exons: 5
Coding region: 220-2133 (637 amino acids)
Molecular function (GO): formate-tetrahydrofolate ligase activity; ATP binding
Source: RefSeq, a predicted model, not a curated record
AUCUCCAUUUUUUCAUUUUUACCAUGUUUAAUUUUCGGGCCAAGGCCAAGCUAGCUACGUCCAUUUUCCCAUACAAAAUCUUUCUCUCUCUCUUCCCAUCAAAUCCGAAUCUGUGGUUUCGUGGAACGCUGCAAGAAGAUAGAACUAUUAAUUGAUAUCAACUAGAUUACCACAAAAUCAAAAUACCCAGACGCGGAAACUCAAAAUUUUGCACAAAAAAUGAGUUCAUCAUCCAAGUCUGUGAGGAAGCUGGAGGUGGUAUCGCCAGUCCCAGCCGACAUCGAUAUUGCAAACUCAGUGGAACCCUUUCACAUCUCAGAGAUAGCCAAGGAUCUUAACCUCAUCCCCGACGACUACGACCUCUACGGCAAGUACAAGGCCAAGGUGUUGUUAUCAGUGCUGGAUGGUCUUCAAGGACGUGCAGAUGGGUAUUAUGUUGUGGUUGGAGGGAUUACUCCCACCCCACUUGGAGAGGGCAAGUCUACUACUACAGUUGGUCUCUGUCAAGCUUUGGGAGCUUUUCUUGAUAAGAAGGUUGUUACUUGCCUUCGUCAGCCAUCACAGGGACCAACUUUUGGAAUCAAAGGAGGUGCAGCGGGUGGUGGUUACAGUCAAGUGAUUCCCAUGGAUGAGUUUAAUCUUCACCUUACUGGGGAUAUUCAUGCAAUAACGGCGGCAAACAAUCUUCUCGCUGCUGCCAUUGAUACCCGAAUUUUCCAUGAGGCAAGCCAAUCAGAUAAGGCUCUCUUUAACCGUCUAUGCCCACCAAAUAAAGAAGGGAAACGGAGCUUUAGUGACAUCAUGUUUAGGCGUCUGAAGAAGCUUGGUAUUUCCAAGACCAAGCCUGAGGAUCUUACUCCAGAAGAAGUUAAGAAAUUCGCUAGGCUUGAUAUUGAUCCAGAUUCUAUCACAUGGAGGAGGGUUAUGGAUGUCAACGAUCGGUUCUUGAGGAAGAUCAGUAUUGGCCAGGGUCCUGAAGAAAAAGGUAUGGUGAGAGAAACAGGAUUUGAUAUUUCUGUGGCUAGUGAGAUUAUGGCAGUUUUGGCCCUCACGACAUCUCUAGCUGAUAUGAGAGAGAGGCUUGGGAAAAUGGUGAUUGGAAAUAGCAAGGCUGGGGACCCUAUAACUGCUGAUGAUCUUGGUGUUGCAGGCGCUUUGACAGUGCUAAUGAAGGAUGCAAUUAACCCUACUUUGAUGCAGACUCUAGAGGGUACUGCUGUCCUUGUUCAUGCUGGUCCCUUUGCAAAUAUUGCUCAUGGGAACUCAUCUAUUGUGGCUGAUAAGAUUGCACUAAAGCUGGUGGGACCAGGCGGUUUUGUGGUAACAGAAGCUGGUUUUGGUUCUGAUAUUGGAACAGAGAAAUUUAUGAAUAUAAAGUGCCGAUACAGUGGUUUGACACCCCAGUGUGCUGUAAUUGUGGCAACGAUAAGGGCCCUUAAGAUGCAUGGUGGUGGACCAGAAGUUGUUGCUGGGAAGCCUCUUGACCGUGCAUACGUAACUGAGAAUGUGGCUUUGGUAGAAGCUGGUUGUGUGAACCUGGCCAGACAUAUUUCAAAUACAAAGGCUUAUGGUGUGAAUGUUGUCGUUGCUGUGAAUAUGUUCUCGACGGAUUCAGAAGCUGAACUGAAUGCAGUUAGAAAUGCAGCAUUUGCUGCUGGGGCUUAUGAUGCUGUAAUUUGCACUCAUCAUGCACAUGGUGGGAAAGGAGCGGUUGACCUUGGCAUUGCAGUUCAAAGAGCAUGCGAGAAUGUGUCAGCCCCAUUAAAAUUUUUAUACUCCUUGGAUAUUAGCAUAAAAGAGAAAAUAGAAGCAAUAGCAAAGUCAUAUGGUGCCAGUGGUGUUGAAUACUCUGAGCAGGCUGAAAAGCAGAUUGAGAUGUACAGCAGGCAGGGGUUUUCUGGUCUUCCAAUCUGCAUGGCAAAAACACAGUACUCCUUUUCCCACAAUGCUUCUGAGAAGGGAGCCCCAACUGGAUUUGUAAUACCGAUAAGAGACGUGAGGGCUAGCAUUGGAGCUGGAUUCAUUUAUCCUUUGGUUGGAACGAUGAGUACAAUGCCCGGGCUUCCAACGAGGCCUUGCUUUUACGAAAUCGAUCUCAACACCACCACAGGAAAGGUUAUUGGUCUUUCUUGAAUUUCGUCGAAGCUCAUUGGGACUAGGUAUGGUUCUUAUCUGCUCUCUGAGGCAACCAUAUUAUUGAAAUUCAAAGAACAAGGGCUAGGUUAAAGAGCCCUUCACAUGGCAUUUCUCUGAAUUUUGAUCUGUUCCUGCACUUUCCCCACCUUGGUUUUGUUUGUGUCAACUGAAUAAUCUACCUCAUGAAUGAAGGGAAAGCACCUUUUUAUUUUUUGUUACUGUUCCUGCCGUUCCCUCUUCCUGGUGGUAUUAUGUAUGAACUAAGUAAUACACUUGAAUGAAGGGAAAGGAUCUUUUAUUUAUUUAUUUUAUUGUUUUUUUUUGUCAAUUAUAUGUAACAAAUGAUUCUUUUGAGGGCAUUUAAUAAAAUUAAGUGUUUAAUGUGUUAGAUAUUGAA